Molecule: messenger RNA, 1584 nt
Organism: Prinia subflava (tawny-flanked prinia)
Lineage: Eukaryota; Metazoa; Chordata; Aves; Passeriformes; Cisticolidae
Gene: CHRM5
Product: cholinergic receptor muscarinic 5
Exons: 1
Coding region: 1-1584 (527 amino acids)
Biological process (GO): G protein-coupled receptor signaling pathway, coupled to cyclic nucleotide second messenger; adenylate cyclase-inhibiting G protein-coupled acetylcholine receptor signaling pathway; chemical synaptic transmission
Cellular component (GO): synapse; dendrite; plasma membrane
Molecular function (GO): G protein-coupled acetylcholine receptor activity; G protein-coupled serotonin receptor activity
Source: RefSeq, a predicted model, not a curated record
AUGGAAGUCAAUUUAUUCAGCAAUUCUACUUCUGUAAACAGUUCAUCUAUCAACCAUAAGCAGUUAGAAGGUCAUAGCCUCUGGGAAGUCAUUACUAUUGCCACUGUAACUGCAAUUGUAAGCUUAAUAACUAUAGUGGGAAAUAUUCUUGUCAUGAUAUCCUUUAAGGUUAACAGUCAGCUCAAAACUGUCAACAAUUAUUACUUGCUCAGCCUUGCCUGUGCAGAUCUCAUCAUUGGAAUAUUUUCUAUGAACCUUUAUACAUCCUAUAUACUUAUAGGCCAUUGGACUCUUGGAAGCCUUGCCUGUGACCUGUGGCUAGCACUGGACUAUGUAGCAAGCAAUGCCUCAGUAAUGAACCUCCUAGUCAUCAGUUUUGACAGAUAUUUUUCCAUCACAAGGCCUUUAACUUACAGGGCCAAACGCACACCCAAAAGAGCUGGCAUCAUGAUUGGUAUGGCUUGGCUGAUUUCCUUCAUGUUGUGGGCACCCGUAAUCUUAUGCUGGCAGUAUUUUGUGGGUGAACGAACAGUACCACCUGAAGAGUGCCAGAUACAGUUUCUGUAUGAACCCAUUAUUACCUUUGGCACUGCAAUUGCUGCUUUUUACAUUCCAGUGUCCGUGAUGACAAUUCUGUACUGCCGCAUUUAUAAAGAGACAGAGAAACGCACCAAGGACCUCGCUGAACUGCAGGGCUCAGAGUCUGUGGCAGAGUUUGAGACAGCAAAGCCUCAGAAAACUCUCCUGAAGUCUUGCUUCAGUUGCAAGCAACAAAACUUAGUCAAAAGAGAGAGGUGUCAGGCCUCUUGGUCUUCGUCCAGUCGAAGUACGUCAGCUACAGCGAAGGCCUCCCAGGCAGCGAGUGCUUGCAUGGACUGGGCUAAGGCUGACCAGUUAACCACCUGCAGCAGCUACGCAUCGUCAGAAGAGGAGGAUAAACUUGCCACUGACUCAGUUUUCCAAGUAACUUACAAAAGUCCAUCUAAGAGUAAGGCAGAAGAGUAUAAUGAGACUACAGAUGUUGUCAAAGACCAGCCUGAAGAAAGUGAUUUUGAGAACCAGAAAUACUUUUUGUCACCAACCAAAGAACACGGACAAAAGAGUAAAAAAUGUGUGGCCUAUAAGUUCCGUUUGGUGGUUAAGGCUGAUGGCACCCAGGAAGCCAACAAUGGUUGCCGAAAAGUAAAAAUAACUCCUUGUUCUGCUGCUCUGUCAAAGGACCCUUCCAUCAAAAGCAUGGAUCCAAAUAUCAAUAACCAAAUCACCAAAAGGAAACGGAUGGUUCUUAUAAAGGAACGCAAAGCAGCACAGACUUUAAGCGCCAUUCUUUUGGCUUUUAUCCUCACAUGGACUCCUUAUAAUAUCAUGGUUUUGAUUUCCACAUUUUGUUCUGACUGCAUUCCCCUGACACUGUGGCACCUUGGAUAUUGGCUAUGCUAUGUGAACAGCACUGUUAACCCCAUGUGUUAUGCCCUCUGUAAUAAAACUUUCAGGAAGACUUUUAAGAUGCUGCUUUUCUGCCAGUGGAGAAAGAAAAAAGUGGAAGAGAAACUAUACUGGCAGGGCAAUACUAGACUGCCAUAA